UAUUAGAAGUUGUAGUGAUUUGACACAGGAGGCACGUUGCUAUGAGUUGCUCUUUCUCAAUUUUGCAAUUGCAAGUGAAGAAGCCCUAAUUUUUUGCAGAUCUGGAAAUGGCGACGGCAACAUACCCUCCACCGCCACCUUAUUACAGGCUUUACAAAGAUUACUUGCAAGACCCUAAUUCUGCUCCCGACCCUCCACCACCUAUUGAAGGCACUUAUCUUUGUUUUGGAGCCAAUUACACUACUAGUGAUGUUCUACCUACCUUGGAAGAACAAGGGGUGCGCCAGCUCUAUUCUAAGGGCCCUAAUGUUGAUUUCAAGAAAGAGCUGAGGUCACUCAACGGAGAGUUGCAACUACAUGUUUUGGAGCUUGCUGAUAUUCUUAUUGAGAGGCCUUCACAGUAUGCAAGAAGAGUAGAAGAAAUUUCAACUGUAUUCAAAAACUUACAUCACCUUUUAAAUUCAUUGCGUCCUCAUCAGGCGAGAGCAACAUUGAUUCAUAUUUUGGAACUUCAGAUACAGCGUCGUAAACAAGCAGUGGAAGACAUAAAGAAGAGGAGAGAAGAAGCCCGAAGGCUCCUUAACGAGUCCUUGGCAACACUUGAUGGCCAUUAGAGCAUUCUCUAUCUUGUAUUCACAGCAAGAAUCUACCGAGGAAAUUAAUUUUAUUUGAAAAGUGAAUUUUGUCCUCUAGAUUUUAGCAAAUGAAAAGAUUAAAACAAGAAGUUGUGCGACUUCCUUGAAAAUGGUCACUUGACAUAACUGUCUCAUGUUCUUGAUGAAGGCUGUUUUGCAGCAUGUGCAAAGAUAUUAGAAAUAGAAGAAUUGUGUUAAGAGUGUUGCUACUGUUCUUAGAAAUAUUUUUAGUAGUGUAUAAAGUCUGAAGUCUGAACUAUUAAUGGAUGGACCUGUCAGUCUGCAUUAUUAUUAUUAUUAUUAUUAUUAUUAUUAUUAUUAUAGGAUAGUGUUACGA
This is a messenger RNA of Glycine soja, 972 nucleotides long. Its product is annotated as mediator of RNA polymerase II transcription subunit 7a-like. Gene Ontology annotation, molecular function: transcription coregulator activity. The transcript is spliced from 5 exons. Gene Ontology annotation, cellular component: mediator complex; core mediator complex. The record is from RefSeq and is a predicted model, not a curated record. NCBI's taxonomy places the organism in Eukaryota, Viridiplantae, Streptophyta, Magnoliopsida, Fabales, Fabaceae. Gene Ontology annotation, biological process: regulation of transcription by RNA polymerase II. Bases 108 to 614 code for a protein of 168 amino acids.